AUGACAUCUAAGGCCUUUACGGAAGGCAAGUUCCUCGUGCCGCCUGAUUUACGGCCACCACCACCGGGACUGAAGAGAAGGGAACUACCGCCGAGGUCGAGAUCAAAAUCGCAGUCAGCGCAACCAACGCAGCCCCCGACAUCGCUCAAUUCCGAGUCAAACAAGAGUGUGGCAUUUGCGAGGUCAAAAAAGACUAAGGAACCAAUAAAGUCCGCCAGAUCAAAGAGGUCCAUGAAAGGAAAGAAGUCAAAGCCACGACAGCAACCAGAACCAGAACAGCCAACGCCAGAGCAGCAACAGCAGCAACAACAGAAACAACAAGAUGAGCCGAAAUCGCCACCAGCGUUUCACCCGCAUCCAUUUCGACGAGAGACAAUUCUUGAGUUGAGGCGAAACCCGCCGAGUUUGUCUGCACCGCCGGCCAAGGAAGCGUCAACGAAGACUCAAAUCACUUUGCCCAAAAUUAAACCUAAGAAAGUCAAAAGGCGCAUGGCCACAAUUUACGAUGUGAUUGCCCGUCGUGUCGGUCCUCAUGGAUUCCUCAAGAAGGCGAGGGCCUCCAAAUACCGGGAUACAACAUCGUCAACACAAAAAUGCAUCGCCCCGAUGGAUCACCUCUUCAAAAGACCGGUCCAUUGGAACAACAAGGUCAAGGGAGAACCAUACUUGAAAACAGACAAACUCCCCCCUGAUAAUCCCACGGACCGGAAGAUGAAAUAUCCCAGGAACCGGUUCCCCGAUAACGACCUUCUCACUGCGAUGCACGCCUACGCCGCCGACAAAUACAUUUUGGGACACGAGCGAGGCCGAAAGAACCGGAAUUUUGUCAGCUUUAACGAGUCGGCCCUACUUGCAUUUGGUAUCUUAAUUGAAGAGCUGAGCAGAUCCGCAGUCGGCCCCAGCGGAGAUAUUUCUAUGCUUCGCGCUUCUGUGCCAGAAGCCGAGGAGAAUAGGAAGAUCGACCCACUUGAAUGGUGGUGGCGAGGCAAUAAACGUCGCAAGGACCAAAAGUUUGUUCGUGAAAACUACCGUGUUGAAUACCAUGGGAACCGGGUGCGCUUCGUUCGUACGCGAAAGAGAAAAUCAAAGAGUCAGCCAGAGGCGGAAGUCAAGGACGAUGGCACAGAUGCAAAGACUGAGGAAACAGAUGGUCAAUCCGUCCAGGACGAUCACAACACUCCCAUUCCGCACAGAUCAAGGCCUCUCAAGCGGCGCAGAUCAACAUCCAGGAGCCAAUCUGUGUCUCGUUCUCGGGCUGGUUCUAAGAAGAGGAGACUUGAGCUGUCUUCUGAGUUUGUUGACGACAAUGACUAA
Penicillium maclennaniae is the source of this 1314-nucleotide messenger RNA. RefSeq lists its product as uncharacterized. Gene Ontology annotation, biological process: nucleolar large rRNA transcription by RNA polymerase I. The transcript is spliced from 2 exons. Lineage: Eukaryota; Fungi; Ascomycota; Eurotiomycetes; Eurotiales; Aspergillaceae. Bases 1 to 1314 code for a protein of 437 amino acids. The record is from RefSeq and is a predicted model, not a curated record. Gene Ontology annotation, cellular component: RNA polymerase I upstream activating factor complex. Gene Ontology annotation, molecular function: RNA polymerase I cis-regulatory region sequence-specific DNA binding.